This is a messenger RNA of Ustilago hordei, 3252 nucleotides long. RefSeq lists its product as uncharacterized. The coding region runs from base 1 to 3252 and encodes 1083 amino acids. NCBI's taxonomy places the organism in Eukaryota, Fungi, Basidiomycota, Ustilaginomycetes, Ustilaginales, Ustilaginaceae. The record is from RefSeq and is a predicted model, not a curated record. The transcript has a single exon.
AUGUCAUGCAGACCACCCCCCACAGAUCAUCUUCCUCCAGCAUCCUCUGCCGCGACUGCUCCAAUCUCUGUUGUCCGCCGUCCCUUGGGACCAAGCACAAAAUCCAACGUCCUAUCUGCCACCCUUGCUCCUGCGAAUCCAGCUCUCAAAACACAGGUCAAACUCGAGGAUCGGCUCUCCAAAGCAGAAUCUCGCAUCUCCGACCUCACUUGGGAAAGAACUACCGCACUCAACGAACUAGGUGACCUUCAAACAGAGCUCCGACUUGCCGCUCAACGAGAAGCCAAGCUCAAACAUUCCCUUGAGAAAUGGGAGAAAUCUCACGCUACACUUAAAGAAAAGAGCUCCAAGCUCAACGACCUUCAAUCGCGACUAGCAGAGCUUCAUAAAGUGCAUAAAGAGUCGAAAGCACGCAGGCAGAAGGAGAUCGAGGAUUUAACCGAGAAGCUCAAGCGAGAAGAGGAGAGGCGGAAACGCGAUGCUGCGGACGCAAAAUACAGCUUAGCUGAGGAGAAGGCGAGAGCUGAGGAGUACCAGGCCAAGUGUAGGGAGAUUGAGGCAAAGCUGGAGAGCUUAAGAGUGCAAGGGACUGCAUCGGAUGAUGUGGUACGAGAGAAGCAAAAGAUGAUCGAAGAGUUGGAGAAACAGUGUCAAUCGGAAAAGAUCAUUGCUAUUGAUGCUCAGAAGUAUGCUCGAAGGAUCGAGAAUGAGCUCAACCAGCGAAUUAUACAGCUUCAGGAGGAGGUGGACAGGAAGACGGAGGAUGCGGCGCGGAGUGGAUUACAAAUGCAGGCUAAUCUGGAAGCUGCAAAGUACGAGUUUCAAUCCGAGCUGGAUACAUUGCAAGAGGAAAUGGAAGAAACGAAGCAGCAGCACACACAAAACCUUGCUAUGGUGGCGAACGCGGUUUCGGAGCACAUCAAUGCUUUGCAGCAGCAGUCUCGUUCGGAAAAGGAUGUACUCCUGGGAAAGUGGCACCACAACGCAACGGAACGCAUCAGCUUGGAGACGAUGGUAGACGAGCAAGCAGCACAAAUCCACGAGCUAGUUGCAGUCGUCAAGCAGGUACAAGACGAUCGUGACGCAGCGAAGCAGCUUGUCUCCGCUCUCCAGGCUGAUUUGGUCAGCAUCACUGCUGAGCUCUCUGCAGAACGUCAGCUAGUUACCCUCCUCGUUCAGCAACAGGAAGAACAGCAACAGAACAGAAUCAAUCUAGCUUCUAACACUAGCUUUGGUGAUCUUUCUGGCCUCACCAGUGUCCUUGACUCAGACGAAGCAUCCCCCGCCCUCCUCCGUGGCGAAAUGGAAGAUCUCCAAUCGCGCAACAGCUUACUCGAAUCAGAAGCCGCCGAACUUCAGACCCGUCUCAUCUCGCGCUCCGCCGAAGCAAAGGCCUCAGAAGAAGCUCUGUCCACCGCUCGCGCUCAACUCUCCACCCUCGAGUCCAGUCUCGCUGCCAAAUCGCACGAGAUCGAAACACUCAUUUCCCAACUCUCCGAGCUUGAGCCUCUCCGGAGACGUCUCGCAGCAGCAAACAUCGAUCUCGCCUCAGCUCACGCUGAAGCAGCAAGUGCAACCGAAGCUCAGCGCUCGCUCUCUGCCUCUCUCGCCAACUCUCGUCUCGCGGAAAAAGCUUGGAGAGAAGAACGAGACCAUCUUGCCUCGCUUCUUGACUCUUCUGAGCACUACCAAGAGCUCUAUGUUGAGCUCGUGGAUCAGACCAAGCUUCUCGUUGAGCGUAACGCGUUGCUGGAGGAAGAAAAGGCCGAGCUGUCGUCGCUGAACGCGGAGCUAUUGAGCCAUAAUAAUCCAAAUCAGAAGAUAAUGUACAUGGAUCGAGUAAGACAGGAGCUGGAUGAGAAGAAGAGGGAGAAUUUUGCCCUAAGGAUGGAGUUGGAGAGAGCAGAGGAAGAGAGGAAGGGGUUGGAAAAGGAAUUGAGGGGGUACAAAAGUGUUGAUGUGCCAUUAGGAAGGAGGCCGAGGACGGAUGUGGUGAGGGUAGCGAGGGUGGAUCAGGAGCAACAUCAGGGGUUGUUGAGGAAAGUUUCGGGCUUGGUGGAGGGGCAGCAAACAGCAAUGAGGUCGGAUGGAGGGGUUUCUACCCCUCUUAGGGCUGGAUUUGGUGUUACUGGAGUGAAGGCACCGUUCACGUCUCAAGGUCCAAGAUUUACCGCUGUUCCUUUGCAGCCUGAGCUGCAAAAGUCUUUGUCUGGGCAGACGAAGGAGCGACGAACGGCCCAGAAGGAGGAAGUGGAGCAAGAAGAAGGGUUUGCGACGGGUAGCAACGCUUUGCCUCAUCCACCUUUGCCUGUCGAUACGGGUCUUUCGCCUAAGAAGCGACGUUCAUACGGCAACCUCUCUGUUCACGCUGCUGGCGAAGUCGCAGAAGAAGAAGAAGAGCCCGAGCAAAUUGAAGACGAUACCUUGCUCCCGCUUCCCACUGCUACAUCGCAGGAGAAUGUCGAAGAAGUAGCUGUCCGACGCAAUCGUCCUCGACUCACCCUAGUCAAUAGCGGCGCCUUACGCAUCGGUCAGCCACCCGCCUCUGCUUCUUCCAGCAGCAUUCCUGUUCCCGUCUCUUCUUCAGCGCCUGCACCCAUCCCCGCAUCUCAGUCGAACCCCACGACCCAAACCCCAGCAGCAGGUCGUCGCCCAAGCCUAGCAACGUCGACUCUGGGUAUCAAAGCUCGACGAGUCUCCGAGCUCGUCCGUGCCUCCACACCUCCUUUGCCCUCCAUUGCAGACUUCUCUUCGCUCGAAACGCCCAAUGCCCACCUUCUCGAUGCUGCCCUACCCUGCUCCUCCCCAUACGGGCUAGCGGACUGGACGGCAACAGAUGAAACGUCCCAUGUCCCUGCUCUCAACCCUUUACGCCACUCAGCUAUCGCUCACUCCACCCCUCUUCCUCACAACAAUGCUAGGAUGAGGAAAUCGAGAUACUCAGGGGCUCAACGAAUUCCUCUCGGCGCGGUGGGAGACUCGAGCGCAACCCCAAGGGCAGGAUUGAUGGGCGCAGCAAGAAAAAGUGCGCUGAUGGGUAUGGAUGGUGAGAUGAUGGAGGAUGAAGGUAAUUCUUUCCGCAAAGGAUGGUUGUAUGAAGGAGAUGAGGAUCAGUUCGAGUUGCCAGAGUUUUUGAUUGAGCAAAAACCAGUUGCAGCAGCGACAACAGCGGCGAAGAAGGGGAAGAAAGUGAAGGGUAGAGUAUCAUCUAAGAUUGCACCUGGCCCUAUGGCUCGCACUUUCGUCCGCUAA